This is a messenger RNA of Mesorhabditis belari, 321 nucleotides long. Lineage: Eukaryota; Metazoa; Nematoda; Chromadorea; Rhabditida; Rhabditidae. The record is from the annotation of a GenBank genome assembly.
AUGGCAAAAAUCACACAAAGAAGGAUCAGCCGCGAAGAGGUGGCUGAACACUGUGACUACGCGAGUUGCUGGAUUGUUCUGCACAAUGAUGUGCUUGAUGUCACUGAGUUUCUCGAGAAACACCCCGGCAGUAUGGAGCUUUUGCUAGAAUAUGCCGGUUCCGAUGCCACUCAAGUUUUUGAGGAUUGUGGUCACUCGAUGCAAGCGAGGAUGCUUGCUGAUAAAUAUAAGAUUGGUACAUUGCCUGACGAGCAACAACCCGAUCAACCUGGAUCUCAAUUUGUUGCAUAUGCUAAGAAGCUUGUUCAACUUAUCUCAGCC